Amyelois transitella is the source of this 4702-nucleotide messenger RNA. It is a transcript of the gene ABCD, whose product is annotated as ATP-binding cassette sub-family D member 1. Gene Ontology annotation, biological process: long-chain fatty acid import into peroxisome; peroxisome organization; very long-chain fatty acid catabolic process. The transcript is spliced from 15 exons. Lineage: Eukaryota; Metazoa; Arthropoda; Insecta; Lepidoptera; Pyralidae. Gene Ontology annotation, cellular component: peroxisomal membrane. Gene Ontology annotation, molecular function: ABC-type transporter activity; long-chain fatty acid transmembrane transporter activity; ATP binding. The record is from RefSeq and is a predicted model, not a curated record. The coding region runs from base 522 to 2846 and encodes 774 amino acids.
GUGGUCGUGGCGAAUAAACGUAAACCGCUCAGUUUUUGUGCGACCGUCGAACGCCACGCACGUGUUCGAAUACUUCUCGCCCGCUCGCCGAUUUGAUAAUCGAGUACAUUAUUAUAUACUCUGUGUUGUUUUUUGAGUGUUGGUGGAUUGUGUUUAAGUUUUGUUUAAAUUAUUUAUUGAAAAAUGGACGAGCGACCAGAGAAGACAAACACAACUUGAUCAUACAAACGUAACUAAAGAUAUUAUAGCACUAUAAUAUCAGAAACAAGUUCCAAGCGUCUGUGAUUACACAACUCAUAUGAGAUCUCCUACAAUAAGUACCGCUAAUUAUAAGAGUAAAGUAAAUUGCAUAGAGACUAUUGAUGACAUAAAGGAAUAAGUUGAUAUUAAUGACACAGUAAAUGCUGAACAGAAUAAUCUCGACGAUAUUGUUAUAAAUGACGAUUAUAAUCCGGAAUAAGACAAUAUUGAUGCUGUAGAAAAGAUUGUUAAUAAAGACAGUAGUUUGAUUAGAAGCAAAGAUGCCGGCGAUUUUGUCGAAGAUUAGGGAGCAGGCGUCGAGGGUGCAGCCCUCCCUGGCUGUGGGGGUGGGGGUGGGGGUAGCGCUGGCUGCAUGCGCUUUGUACACCACGAGAGAUAGGAAGCAAUCACCGCCGUGUCACAAUAAUAAUAAUUAUAAGGUGUCAAAGAAUGGUAAACUGCAAUCUGUGGAGAACACAAAUGACGUCACGGAGACGUGCGGGGGGAGGUGCGGGGCGGAGCAGUGUGCGCUGUGCCGGGGAGACGCCGACACAGACAACAAACAGAAUAUUGAAGAUGCCGACGAGACCCUAUCAGUCCCCGAGGAACACGUUCCAGGCCUCAAUCUGGAGUUCCUCAGGCAACUGGUGACACUGGCCAAGAUAAUGGUGCCCGGUUUCAGGAGCCACGAGGUGGCGUUGCUAUCGGCCCACACCCUCUGUCUGUUCACGAGGACGUUUCUGUCCAUUUAUGUGGCGUCCUUGGAAGGGUCUAUAGUCAAACACAUAGUUCAAAAAGACAUGCGCCGCUUCGCUUCCCUCUUGAUGCAAUGGUUCGGCAUAGCUGUUCCCGCCACCUUCAUCAACUCCAUGAUCCGCUACCUGGAGGGCCGCCUGGCGCUGGCCUUCAGGACCAGGCUGGUCAACCACGCGUACGAGCUGUACUUCAAGAACCAGACCUACUACAGGGUCGCCAACCUGGACGCUAGGAUCGAGAACGCUGAUCAUAGAUUAACGGAAGACGUGUCGGUGUUCACCCAGUCGGUGGCGCACCUGUACAGUUCCCUGACGAAGCCCUGCUUCGACCUGCUCCUCAUCGUCCUGACCCUCGCCUCCUACUCCUCCAAGAUGAAGGGCAACAUAUUCCUUGGUCCCGGCAUAGCGACAGUGGUCAUAUGCCUGACCGGUCAACUGCUCCGCCUGCUGAGUCCCAGGUUCGGCGCCCUGGCCGGGGAGGAAGCCAGGAUGAAGGCCAACUUGAGACACGUCCAUUCGAGGCUCAUAGCCCACGCGGAGGAAGUCGCCUUCUACGGCGGCCAUAAGGUGGAGCUAGGUCAACUCCAAUCUGCCUACCAGGAGUUGGUGGCUCAGAUGACGUCGGUGUUCAACAAGAAACUGUGGUACGUGAUGCUGGAGCAGUUCUGCAUGAAGUACGUGUGGUCCGGCACCGGCAUGGUCAUGCUGGCUCUGCCUAUCCUCACGGGGGCCAGCGGCGAUGGUAAAAGCGGCGAGAGCAUCAGCGCCCGUACGGAAUAUAUGACCACGUCGAGGAAUCUAUUGAACUCCGCGGCCGACGCCAUUGAGAGGCUCAUGUCCAGUUAUAAGGAAAUAGUAACACUGGCGGGCUACGCGACUCGUGUCUCGGACAUGUUGACCGUGUUCGACGAGGUGGCCGUGGGCAAGUGCGUGAGGGACGUGCACGUGGCCCCGGGACACUCGCCCGGGUUCCAGGUCACGUUCCGGGACAAACAGCCGGUGCCUCAAGGUAAAAUUAUCUACACGAGCGACCUCUCCAUCCGCCUGAGGAACGUGCCGAUAGUGACCCCCGCCUGUGACGUGGUCGCCAGCGGAGUGAACCUCAACAUCGCGCCCGGGACCCACCUGCUGAUUGUGGGACCCAAUGGAUGCGGGAAAUCCAGCCUGUUCCGAAUUAUCUCCGGACUAUGGCCGGUCCACGGCGGGGAGCUGUGGGUGCCCCGACCUUGUGAAUGCGCUUACUGCACGGACGACGGCACCGAGCAGGACCACUGCACCACCAGGCCCAUCAUGUUCUACAUACCGCAGAGGCCGUACAUGUCAAUGGGCUCCCUCCUCGACCAGGUGACGUACCCGUCCCGCGUGCCGGCGGGGUCGGCAGAGUCUCACGCGGCGGAAGCUCGCGCCCAGAAGAUCCUCAAGCUAGUGAGGCUUGACACCAUGGCGGCCAGGCACGGGGGGUUGAGGGCCGUGCGGGACUGGAGGGCCACCAUGUCGGGGGGGGAGAAGCAGAGGAUGGCCAUGGCAAGGAUGUUCUACCACAGGCCGGUAUACGCCCUUUUGGACGAGUGCACCAGCGCCGUCUCCAUGGAAACCGAGGUGGUGAUGUACGAGCAGGCGGUCAAGGAGGGAAUCACCCUGCUGUCUAUCACCCACCGGCCCAGCGUUUGGAAAUAUCACACGCACGUCCUAGAAUUCGACGGGGCAGGCGGCUGGUCCUUCAGACCUCUGGACAAGGACGCGCCAGCCAUCACCCCCGCUCCAAUAGCAGCCAACAACAAAACAACAGCCGACAACAACAAAACAACAUCGGACAACAACAAUGUUACAACAGAAACUAGCGAACAUUGAGACUUGCCAAAAUUAGGAAAUUUAGUGCUAAUAUUCAAUACACGAAAAGUUUAAUGUUUGUUUAUUGUAAUAAGUAAAAAAAUUGAAUAAUUACCUUAUACAAUAAUUACAUUAAAAAAAAACAUGACUCUUUCCCAGAGGGGUAGGCAGAGACUACAUCUUUCCACUUGCCACGAUCUCUGAAUACUUUUUUCGCUUUGUCCACAUUCAUAAAUCUCAAAUUUAGUUUAAUAAAGAUAGAUUUUUUUGUAAUAAAAUUAAAUUUUUUAAUCAUUAUUCUGGGAUAUUUCGAUUACUAACAUCACUUAAUAAUUGUCACAUUUUUUUCGUUUCAAAACAUGCUAAGUUUACUGCCGCUUCCAAAGCGUCAGUGCAGAAGAAGCGGUAACAAACUGCACUGCAGCAUUUUCAUCAACAACGUCAACUUCGCAAUAAUCCAAACUUAGAAUUAGGAAAAAAUAUCUAUUCUAAACUAUUGCAUUAUAAAUUUAAAAAAAAUACAAGAAUUUAUAAAUAAUAAAAAUAAAAGUGCGUUACGUGCGCGUUUAAUACCUGUAUCAUUUAUAAAUAGUAAAAUUAUCUAUAUCGAUCUAUAUGUAUCUGGCUAUUAGUUCUUUAGUUAUAUUAAUUGCACAGAGGUAGCAUAGAAAAAUUACUAUAGAGCGUGCACAUAAAAAAGAUAUUUGACACAGGUUGAUUUUAAGUGCGCAUAAAAUUAUAUUGAUACAGGAUUAUUUUAAUGGACUUUUUUUCUGAUUCUCAUUACACGGAGAUAAAAAUGUAUUUUGUUUAUCGAAAAUUACAUUGAAAGAAAUUUGUAAGAUGAUUUAAUUGUAAAUUUUAAUAAAUAAAAAAGGAAAUAUAAUGUUACCUAUAAAACGCUUUUAAAUUUUUUAAAAUAAGCAUGGCAGAAUAUGCGCAUCAUUUAAUUAAAUAUCGCAACAGCUGAUUGUUUAAUUUGUAUGGGAAAAUCGUAGGUAUGUUUAUACAUCAUAAUAUAUGUUAUAGACAUAAGGUUAGACAAUGCGUAUGAAAAAGGCUAUUUUUUUGUUGCAAAAACUAGCUCAUGUAAAGUUACGAGUAAAAUUUAAUAAACAUCUCGAUUGAAUUUAAAGCAGGGUAAAUUUUUUUGGACAAUUUAUUUGUAAUUUUUUAUGUUUGAUGCUAAAUGGAAGGCGAAAUGAGAGAAAAGGUAUAACCUCUCUUUUUCAAAUCUUACAGUUAGAGACAGACAGAAGAUAUAUUGUCAAAGGUUAAUAACCCCAAAGGUACCUAGUUGAAACAUUUAAACACGUUUCAUUUAUGAUAACGGUAACUGAAGUACACAAGUUGGAGAAAUUAUGUAGUUUACAUUAAAUAAUGAAUUAAUCUAAUUCUUUGUCUAUUAGGUAUAGUCGGGCAAAAUGAAAAUGAGAACAAAAAAGAAUUACUAGUUAUUUUUUUUAUUCAAGAAUAUUUUUUUUUUUUAGUAAGCAAUGAAAAUAUUUUUUCCAGCUACGUAACUCUUCAUGUAUCACAAAUAUUUUAUUUUUUUAUUUAUAGCGUGUAUUUUUGUACAAUUUCGAUAUAUCCUAGAUUUAUGUGAGAUUAAUCAAAAUGGCUGUCGAUAUUUUAUUUCUCUUUACAAUUUGUUUUUAUGACUAUUGGAGUUCUAAUUGAAAUAUUUUAAUUUAUUUUUUUAUUGUGUCGGUUUGUUUUUUAUGCAUUCGGGUAUAUUUUUGUUUGUCGCAUUGACAUUAUGUUUGCCCCGAGUGUAAUUGUGUGUAUAAUUGUAAAUAAUUAAUUAUAAUUAGUGUAAAUUACAAUUACGAGGUACUGAUGGAAAUUGAUGAGAUGAAAUAUACUGGGUUUAUAUU